ACUGAGCUUUCGGACUAAACACUUGUUUUCUUCUUCUUCUUCUUAUUUUCUUUCAAUUACUCUACUCUCGCAGAUAGUUCGCAAGUUGAUCCACAGAAGAGCAGCUCGACUUAAGAAGCAUAUCGUAAGGAAAAUUGCAGUAAUUCACUGAAGAUGUCGCUGUUGCGUACUGUUUUGUUAUUGGCUGUCGGUGCUACUGUCGCCUUGGCUCAACGUCGUCUUGCGUUGCCGGAUCCACGCAGUUGUGCUAAUCGUGUACGUCAUGCCACCUACCGUGACGCUCGCGGCGUUGCACAUUCGUACUUCUUCAGUUGGGAACAUGCGCCGACACGUAGUCUCGAAGUCGAUUGGUUGGAUGCACGUAAUAUAUGCCGUCGCCAUUGCAUGGACGCCGUCUCGUUGGAAACACCGCAAGAGAAUGAAUUCAUCAAGCAGCGCAUAGCACGUGGCAAUGUACGUUACAUCUGGACCUCGGGUCGUAAGUGCAACUUCGCUGGCUGUGAUCGUCCUGAUUUGCAGCCACCAAAUGAGAAUGGUUGGUUCUGGUCUGGAUCGGGCGCUAAAAUCGGACCAACAUCACAGCGUAACACCGGCGAUUGGUCACACACUGGCGGCUACAAUCAACCACAACCCGAUAAUCGUGAAGCGGCACAGGGUAAUGAUGAGUCUUGCUUGUCGAUUUUGAACAAUUUCUACAAUGAUGGUCUCAAGUGGCACGAUGUGGCUUGCCAUCACCUGAAACCGUUCGUGUGUGAGGAUUCCGAUGAAUUGUUGAACUUUGUGCGUUCACGUAAUGCUGGUAUACGUCUGUAAGCGAGGGGGGCAAGCGGAAGAGAUGGCUAAAGGCAAGACGGAAAGGAGGUGGUGUCGUAGCAUAUUCUGGUUGCGGUUUGUGGCUUGUGGAACGUGAGAUGUGUGGAAUGUAGCGUGUGUUUGUUGUUGUUUUUGUUUUCAUUUUCGUUUAUGUUUUAUAUAUUUUUCUUUUUGG
Molecule: messenger RNA, 988 nt
Organism: Ceratitis capitata (Mediterranean fruit fly)
Lineage: Eukaryota; Metazoa; Arthropoda; Insecta; Diptera; Tephritidae
Exons: 2
Coding region: 154-813 (219 amino acids)
Source: RefSeq, a predicted model, not a curated record